AUAUGCUACAUAAUAGGGGGGACCACAGCGAAUGGCCUCUAGCAAAAGAAAAUUUCCAGCAAAAUCCAUGCACCGACAAACAUCAAAGAAGGAUAACAGGAGAGAGAAAGUCUGAAUUCUCUGAGAAUGGGAAAGAGAAAUUUGAACAAAUGUCAAAAUAACCAGGCUGAAGAAAAACCUCAUAGCUUUUUUGAGUGCGGGAAGAAAUUUAGUUACAUAGACUCACUAGGGAGAAAUCAAGAAAUUCAAAGCGAAGGGAGCCCUUAUGAACAUUGCCUUUGCAGAAAAUGCUGCAGCGAGAGAGAACUGUUGGGGAAUCACCAGCAACAACAGACGAGUGAUAAGGCACGAAUGCCUUGAAUGUGGGAAAUGCUUCACUUCUAGGCAAAUCCUAGUGGGACAUCAAAGACUUCAUACCGGAGAGAGGCGGUGUAAAUGUACUGAGUGCGGGAAAUGCUUCCGUAGGGGAGAACACUUGAAGAAGCACCAGAGAAUUCAUACUGGGCAGAAACCAUACAAAUGUUCCCAUUGUCAGAAAAGCUUCAGUCAGAGUGAAUCUUUGAAGACUCAUCAGAGAAUUCAUACUGGGGAGAAACCAUACAAGUGUUCCCAGUGCGGGAAGAACUUCAGGCAGAGUGAACAUCUGAAGAUCCAUCAGAGAAUUCAUAUGGGAGAGAAACCGUGCAUCUGUCCUGAGUGUGGGAAAUGUUUCACGGAGAGAGGGGGUUUGAAGAAGCAUCAGCGAAUUCAUACUGGUGAGAAACCAUACAAAUGUCCAAUGUGUGAGAAAUGCUUCAUUGAGAGCGGAGCUUUGAAGAAGCAUCAGAGAAUUCAUACUGGAGAAAAACCUUAUGUAUGUUUGCAGUGUGGGGAGAGCUUCAGUUGGAGCGGAUUACUGAAGAACCAUCAGAGAAUUCAUACAGGGGGAAAUUAAAGGAAAAGGUCUGGAUGUAGGAAAAUUGCAUAAGCAAAGAAAAAGGUUUGAACAUGAAAUAAUUUAUACCAACUGUAAGAAAACCCUUGACAUGAGAAGAGGAUCAGUCAGAGGGUUAUUUAAGCGAUAACAGGAAAAUCCAAGAAUGAGAGGAGAACAAACCAGAGAGAAAUCAUAUUGGAGAGAAACUAUACACAUACCCUGAGUAUGGAAGAAGGUUCAGCCAAAGUGAAGCUUUGGUGAAGCCAUACAGGAAAGAAAUUGCAGUAGGGGAGAUUCUCAUGGUCAGAGAUGCCUUAGUGAGGGAAACCAUUUCAAGAAAUGGGAAGGAAUGUAUAAUGACAGUAUGAAAGUCCUCAGUCUGAGAAAAGCUGUCAGAAAAUGUAUUUAAUUGAUCACAGUUGCAUCAAUAGUAUAAUGUCUAGAUUGAGGGAAAUAUUAUUAGAGUGACUCUAUUCUGCUUUGGUCAGACCUCACUUGGAGUACUGUAUCCAGUUCUGGGAACCAGAAUUUAAGAGGGAUAUUGACAAGCUGGAACAUGACCAGAGAACAGGGACCAAAAUAAUCAAAGGACUUUGUAACACCUUUGAGGCUAAUUGUGCUAAAGAAAUUAUAGAAUAAGCUUUCGUAGGCUUGGUCUACUUCCUCAGAUGAAUGCUUCUAAUGUGUGAAAAGCUUCAGAAAAGGCAUUCAUUAGACAUCAGAUAAAUAAUUUAGGACAUAAUGCUCAUUAAUAUUCUUGGGUACCAAGAGUGUACCAUCUACAGAAAGGAAGGGGUGAGGGAAUGUGUUAGUAACUAAUUUCAUUUUAUUACACUGCAGAGAAUUAAUGGCAUUGGUCUUGUUAAUAAGACAAAAAGUUAAAGAGGUGGUAAAAAUUAGGCUAAAGACUGGCAGCAAAGAAAGAAGAGGUAGCAAGAAUAGAUUGUGACUAGGUUAACUAGGAAUAAUGUAUGAAAAAACUGUACAAAAUAUUUCAGUUAUUAACAAAAUAUUUUUAAAUGAGAAGCAGUUGAUAUUAUAUAUGAUAAACUAGAGGAUAAAUAUUAAAUGAUAUUUUGAAUAAAGAAACCCUUUUCUAUAAA
Sceloporus undulatus (fence lizard) is the source of this 2019-nucleotide messenger RNA. Its product is annotated as gastrula zinc finger protein XlCGF9.1-like. The coding region runs from base 266 to 934 and encodes 222 amino acids. NCBI's taxonomy places the organism in Eukaryota, Metazoa, Chordata, Lepidosauria, Squamata, Phrynosomatidae. Gene Ontology annotation, molecular function: RNA polymerase II cis-regulatory region sequence-specific DNA binding; DNA-binding transcription factor activity, RNA polymerase II-specific. Gene Ontology annotation, biological process: regulation of transcription by RNA polymerase II. The record is from RefSeq and is a predicted model, not a curated record. The transcript has a single exon.